Messenger RNA from Labeo rohita (rohu), 2121 nucleotides. RefSeq names its product solute carrier family 43 member 3a (gene slc43a3a). The coding region runs from base 574 to 2103 and encodes 509 amino acids. Gene Ontology annotation, molecular function: transmembrane transporter activity. Gene Ontology annotation, biological process: transmembrane transport. The transcript has 13 exons. Lineage: Eukaryota; Metazoa; Chordata; Actinopteri; Cypriniformes; Cyprinidae. The record is from RefSeq and is a predicted model, not a curated record.
CAGUUUUAGUGCUAUUGCUCAGCAAGAAACGGGAAUUUACGGUGCUUCAGCAAUUCCGUCAUUUACAUCGAUGUGACGGAAGAUUGUUUUUUACAUAACUGACACAUGCACAGUUUAAGAGGGUGAGAAUUUCAGGCAUAGGCCUACAAACUGAAAGCAUACAAAGAUGCUAAAAAAAAAAACAUGAUUGUUCUCACACAAAUACCUCACAAGUAUUACAUUAUAUCUUUCAGUAAUUCUUUACUCAAACGUCCUAAAUGUUCUGUCAUGUUGUUUUCAACAGCGGAUCUACAGCUCCCUCUCUUGAGAGGAGCAUGCACAACUUAAAUUCAGUCCAGAUACAUGAAAAGCGUUAUCUCUCCCACCAUAUAACCGACUUGCAUAGUGUCAUUUGGUCAAAUGUGAGCAAGCUUUAACACAAACAAGAGUAGGGGAUCAGCAAUUAGUUUAAGGAAAAAGCAUGAUGCAUUCAAGAUUAAAAUUAAUUUGAACAGAUAUAGUGGCAAGCAUAUACAGUGCAUCUUCCUACACAAGUGGACAGUUCUAGAAGCGUUCCUGACCCUGACGGUGUGGAUGCAAAGGAUGCUGGGAUGCAAGGGAUCAUCUGGGACGGGGGUGAGAUACAAGCUAACUCUGGCUACAGGACUGCUGGAGUGCUUGUGUUUUGCUGGAGUGGUGUUUGGUUGGGCAUCUCUAGUGUUUGUCCUGAAGACAGAUGGCUACUUCAGCGAUUUGUGCAUCAAUGCGACAGACGCUAGUGGAGAACUUGGCACAGACUGCAGUCUGCAAGAUGAGAGGUUCUCAUUGGUUUUUACCGUGGCUUCCUUCAUGAACAACUUUCUCACUCUGCCCAACGGAUUCUUGUAUGACCAUUUUGGCACGAUGGCAACACGAUUUUUGGCUAUAUUUCUUUAUACCACCGGAACUCUUAUUGUAUCAUUGUCCAGUAAAGCUCUCUCGUUUUUGCUUUUUCCUGCUCUGUCCUUUAUAGCUGUGGGGGGUAUUUUAUUUCUAAUGACAAAUAUGCAGGUGGGGAACCUUUUUGACUCUCAUAGAUCAACAAUUAUUACAGUCUAUAAUGGGGCCUUCGACUCUUCAUCAGUUAUCUUUCUUAUCAUCAAGGUUCUCUAUGAGAGAGGGGUUUCUCUUCGCUCCUCAUUUUUUUUCCUCUUAGCCUGUAAUCUCAUUCAUCUCCUCCGGACUCUCUUCCUUAUGCCAAAGUCACACAUUCCCUAUCCCAUCCCAGACGACUACAAAUAUGGGAUGAGCUGUGCUAAAUCACAUAGCUACAAUGUUGAACAGUACGAGGCAGAGCGAGACCCGAGUUCAGACAGAGGCAGAAGUGCAGCUGCUGAGCCACUGGAGACUGACACACUACAGCUAACAGAAAACUCUGAGAAAGACAGUUUUAAGAGCUGUGUUCUGUCCUGGUUCUUCCUGUGGCACCUCAUAUGGCUGUCGGCCAUGCAACUGCGGCAUUAUUUCUUCAUUGGGACUCUGAAUCCAAUGCUCAACAGACUGGCCAACCAUGACCCAGACACUGUGAGUGAGUACACCAAUGCGUUUGCUUUCACCCAAUUCUGUGGAGUUCUCUGUGCUCCCUGGAAUGGCCUGCUAAUGGACAGACACAAAAGAAAACCCCUAGAUCCAGGCGUGUCAGAACGGGAAGCAGACCUACGCUCGUCAGUUCUGUCUCUCCUCCUCACCUCCCUGCAGUGCCUGUUGUUCUCCAUCUGUGCAAGCAUCCCGUUCCUCCCUCUCCAGUACUUCACAUUCAUCCUUCAGGUCCUUAACCGCUCCUUUCUGUACGGAGGGAAUGCUGCAUUCAUCAGCAUAGCAUUUCCUGCACGACAUUUCGGAAAGCUGUAUGGUCUAGUGAUGUCCCUAUCAGCUGUGGUGUCACUGCUGCAGUAUCCCUGCUUCGCCCUCAACAAAGUUCUUGGAGGAGACCCCCUCUAUGUGAACAUCAUCUUGACUGUCCUGACUCUACUGGCCUUCAUUCAUCCUGUCUAUGUGUUUGUUCACUGCAGAGAGCUGGCAAAACAGCGAGAGAAUUCACAGAGCAUUUUAGAAGCAUCAAUGGAGGAAACAAAAAUGUAUUAAUUUAAAUCACCUCAUAUA